Molecule: messenger RNA, 1938 nt
Organism: Gastrolobium bilobum
Lineage: Eukaryota; Viridiplantae; Streptophyta; Magnoliopsida; Fabales; Fabaceae
Product: probable LRR receptor-like serine/threonine-protein kinase At5g45780
Exons: 11
Coding region: 1-1866 (621 amino acids)
Biological process (GO): protein phosphorylation
Molecular function (GO): ATP binding; protein binding; protein kinase activity
Source: RefSeq, a predicted model, not a curated record
AUGGAAGAUGUCAAAGUGGUUGCUUGGCUCGUUUCCUUCUUUAUGUGGAAUUGGGUGCCGAUGGUUGUUGAGGGCACUGACACCCUUCUCUCUCCAAAGGGUGUCAACUAUGAAGUGGCUGCUUUGAUAUCCAUGAAGAGUAAGAUGAAUGAUGACUUGCAUGUCAUGGAUGGUUGGGAUAUUAAUUCGGUUGACCCUUGUACUUGGAACAUGGUCGGUUGCUCUGCCGAGGGUAAUGUGAUUUCCCUGGAAAUGGCCAGUUCGGGUUUAUCUGGAACGAUUUCCUCAGGAAUUGGAAAUUUGAGCCACCUUCAAACAUUGUUAUUGCAGAACAAUCAGUUAUCUGGUCCCAUCCCGGCUGAGAUUGGGAAGCUGUUGGAACUUCAGACCCUUGACCUUUCUGGUAACCAGCUUAUUGGGGAAAUUCCUAGUUCUUUGGGCUUUUUGACUCAACUUAGUUACUUGCGGCUCAACAAAAAUAAACUAUCUGGACAUAUCCCUCAACUUGUUGCUAAUCUCACAGGCCUUUCAUUCUUGGACUUGUCAUUCAAUAAUCUCAGUGGUCCCACUCCAAAAAUUUUAGCAAAAGGUUAUAGUAUUUCAGGAAACAACUUCCUCUGCACAUCUUCCACACAAAUUUGUAUGGACGUUUCAAAACCUGUAAAUGAUACCGGAUCAUCUCAGAAAGUCAAUAUUCAUCACCAAAGGGUGCUUUCUGUUGUUAUUGGCUUUAGUUGCACAUUUGUAAUUUCAGUGAUACUGCUUGUCUAUUGGUUGCAUUGGUACAGAUCACGCAUCCUCUAUACAUCUUAUGUGGAGCAAGAUUGUGAAUUUGAUAUUGGUCAUUUGAAGAGGUUCUCCUUCCGCGAAUUGCAAGUUGCUACUGGAAAUUUCAGUCCAAAAAAUAUCCUUGGACAAGGUGGUUUUGGUGUUGUCUACAAAGGAUGCCUUGCAAACAAAAUGUUGGUGGCAGUAAAGAGGCUGAAAGAUCCCAAUUACACUGGAGAAGUGCAGUUUCAAACCGAAGUUGAGAUGAUUGGCUUGGCUGUGCAUCGGAACCUCCUGCGUCUUUAUGGAUUUUGUAUGACACCAGAUGAAAGGUUACUUGUUUAUCCUUACAUGCCAAAUGGCAGUGUUGCUGAUCGCUUGAGAGAAACUUGCCGUGAAAAGCCAUCUUUGGACUGGAACAGACGGAUGCGUGUUGCUCACGGGGCUGCGCGCGGGCUUCUUUAUUUGCAUGAACAGUGCAAUCCAAAAAUAAUACACCGGGAUGUUAAGGCUGCAAACAUCUUGUUAGAUGAAAGUUUUGAAGCUGUGGUGGGGGAUUUUGGUCUUGCUAAGCUCUUAGAUCAAAGGGAUUCACAUGUAACCACUGCAGUGCGGGGCACUGUAGGGCACAUUGCACCAGAGUAUCUCUCAACUGGACAAUCUUCUGAAAAAACGGAUGUUUUUGGAUUUGGCAUAUUACUUUUGGAGCUCAUAACAGGACAGAAGGCACUGGAUGCUGGAAAUGGUCAGGUGCAAAAGGGAAUGAUUCUUGAUUGGGUUAGGACCUUAUUUGGAGAGAAGCGGUUGGAAGUGUUAGUUGAUAAGGAUCUGAAGGGAUGUUUUGAUCCAGUAGAGUUAGAAAAAGCAGUGGAGUUGUCUUUACAGUGUAGUCAGUCACUUCCCAGUUUGCGGCCAAAGAUGUCAGAAGUCUUAAAGAUUCUAGAAGGCCUGGUGGGGCAGUCAGUGCGGCCAGAAGAGUCACAAGGGGGGGCUAACCUAUAUGAUGAAAGGACUUGCAGUUUCUCUCAAAAUUACAGUGAUGUUCAUGAAGAACCUUCCUUUGUUAUUGAAGCCAUUGAGCUUUCUGGACCUCGGUGACAAUUGAGUGUAGUCUGUUCCAUUUUGCAAGUCUACAUGUACAUGAGUUUUUGCAUUUUAUCAGUAUAGAUA